Messenger RNA from Boleophthalmus pectinirostris (great blue-spotted mudskipper), 6155 nucleotides. RefSeq names its product inter-alpha-trypsin inhibitor heavy chain family member 6 (gene itih6). The transcript has 17 exons. NCBI's taxonomy places the organism in Eukaryota, Metazoa, Chordata, Actinopteri, Gobiiformes, Gobiidae. Gene Ontology annotation, biological process: hyaluronan metabolic process. The record is from RefSeq and is a predicted model, not a curated record. Bases 285 to 3926 code for a protein of 1213 amino acids. Gene Ontology annotation, molecular function: serine-type endopeptidase inhibitor activity.
CCGCGCCUGUUAACAUCCAGAUAUUUGUGACUGCACUGCACGCACACGGCACGCCAUCUUUAUUUAGCUCUGUGUUUUUACCUUAUCACAACUUUACUUUUUGACCCCGAGAGGCACGUUUUGUUUAUGGAGAGGGAGGGAGCGGAGGAGAGGAGGAUUAGCGUAAAUUACCUGCCGAGAUGAAAAGGUCGUCGUGCGAAAUGCUGCCCUCAUGUUGACAACGUGACGGUGCUGGACACAACCACGGCUACUUUUGGACCAACCUUCCCUAUUUAAUCUUUAAAAUGGACAUAAUGGACUUCUCAAUACAUUACGUUUUACUUAUAUUAACUUUGUGCGUAAACGUGGUAAUUACGCACGACUAUAGAGCCCAUUUAGGAGACAGACUACUUCUGCAGAGAGUAAAACGACAAAGUAAACCAGCCAAACCAGUGUUGAAGGUGACAGAGUACCAUGUGCGCUGCUCGGUGCUCUCGCGUUACGCUGUGACCAGGAUCCAGAGCUCUGUGUGGAACCAGCUCUCAUCCACCAAAGAGGCCGCCUUCGAGGUGGACCUGCCCUCAGCUGCCUUCAUCUCCAACUUCACCAUAACAUCCAACGGGAAAGUGUAUGUGGCGCAGGUCAAAGAGCGAGCGGCUGCCAGGAAAAUCUACGACGCCGCGAAGAAGCAGGGCCGAACCGCCGGGCUCGUGGCCACCAAAGAGAGGGAGAUUGAGCGAUUCCGCGUGGCAGUAAGCGCGCCCCCUGGUGUCCGCUUGUCCUUCUGCCUGACGUAUGAGGAGCUGUUAUUGCGCAGACUGGGCAGAUAUGAACUGAGUUUGGGGCUGAGGCCGGGGCAGCCUGUGGAGAACCUGACUGUGGAGGUGACAGUGUCUGAGAAAACUGAGCUCAGCUUCAUCAGAGUGCUUCCUCUGAAGACCAGCCGACUGAUCAACAAUGCUCAUGGUGAAGGCGAGCCUCCUCCCUCCACUCUGAUAGAGAAGACCUCUCACUGUGCUCGUGUCCUCUACAGCCCCAGUGUGGAGCAGCAGACCAGUGUCUCAGCUCAGGGCAUCAAUGCAGACUUCAUCCUCCAAUACGAUGUGGAGCUCAGGGACAUAAUGGGAGAUAUACAGGUUUACGAUGGAUACUUUGUGCACUACUUUGCUCCCAGAGGUCUCCCCGUGGUCCCAAAGGAUGUGAUAUUUGUCAUAGACAUCAGUGGCUCAAUGAUCGGCACCAAGAUCAAGCAGACAAAGCAGGCAAUGAGCACGAUCCUGGGAGACCUGAGGGAGGGAGACCAUUUUAACAUCAUCACAUUUUCAGACCGGGUCCAGACAUGGAAGAAAGGCCGGACUGUGCGAGCAACGCGCCAAAAUGUGCGAGACGCCAAAGAAUUCGUCAAGAGGAUCAGCGCCGAAGGAUGGACGAACAUAAAUGCUGCUCUGCUUUCUGCUGCUCAGCUCGUCAAUCCAUUGUCCACUUCCUCCCCUUCACGGAGAGUUCCUUUGGUCAUUUUCUUGACUGAUGGCGAAGCUACGAUUGGAGUCACAGCUAGCGAUACCAUCCUCAUUAACGCUAAGAAGGCACUUGGUUCUGCCUCAUUAUUUGGACUAGCGUUUGGUGACGACGCUGACUUCCUUUUGCUAAAACGCCUUGCCCUGGAUAACCGCGGCGUUGCCAGAAUGGUGUACGAAGACGCCGACGCCGCGUUGCAACUCAAAGGAUUUUAUGAUGAAGUUGCUAGUCCUUUGCUAUCGGACAUCCAGCUAACCUACUUGGACGAACAAGCAUUUGACGUCACCUGCUCUCUAUUUCCCAACUAUUUCCAAGGAUCUGAGCUAGUGGUAGCCGGAAGGGUCAAACCAGGCGUGAAAGAUUUUAAAGUCGCAUUGAGUGCAGUUGAUUCAAAGCAACGUGUUAAGUAUGAAAAUGACGUUUUAAUUUCAGGUUUGCAAGAGAAUAACAGUUUUGAUGGGUGUGUAGGAGAUGUAGAAGGCAUGUCAAGCUUUGUGAAUCGCUUAUGGGCGUAUUCCACAAUCAAAGAACUGCUCCUAGCUAAAUUAAACGCUACAGAUCCUUCAAUGCAAAGGCUAUUAGCAGACAAAGCAACCAAUCUUUCGCUUAAAUAUAACUUUGUAACGCCACUUACUUCUUUAGUUGUGGUCAAACCUGAUGAGGAAGCUAGUCCAACUACAGAAAAACCCACCACUACUCCAGCUACUAUUACUACAACAGCUACUACUUUGACGACCGCAAAAAUAAUCAAAAACUCAAAUGUCAUCAAGCAAAACAAAACUAAACCAGAACCGCCCAAGCCACCUCCAGUCCCGCUCAAAAAGACAACAGCUCCGAAUGUUAAAAUUACCAGGAAAACCACGACAACCGCAAGCCCAGACUUAACAAAAACUAACCCAGCGGGAAUUUUAGCGAGAAAGCCCACCGUUCCUAACCAAAAUGUGUCCAAAAUUGCAUCUCCUCCGCCUCUGCCUGCUGGGAAGAUCUCUACGUCAGUUCUCAAUGCACUAAAAACAGCACUACCACCUGCUCCAGGGAAAGUUUCAACCACAACCCACUCAAAUAUAGUGACUACGUCUGUUCUAACUACUAACACUGUAACGCAAGCAAUUUCUACAAGCAAAAUGGACCCCAAAAUGGCUACCACUCAACCUACUACUACUACUACUACUACUACUACAGCUAUUACUACUUUACCUCCUACAAAAGUCACCGUCCUCCCCAUUGGAAUAAUAAACAAUAACAUUACAGAAUCUAUGAAUGGACAAGAGUUGGUAACAGUGACGGCCUUGCCUCAGUUGGUUCCUCCUCUCAUCUCUUCUUCCAUCGAUCCUGUUCUAGAUGCAGCUAAUCACAGUAACAGUAAUUACAAUACAGAGGAAGAUAUAACUAUAGCCACCCUGAUUUCGGCCACUUUCGCCCCCAUGCCCGGAGUGCCAGAUGGGUCCAGACCGUGGGAGGCGGCGGGGGAGCUUCUGGAUGUCUCUACCUCCAUUCAAGUCCAGAGAAAAGAUAUUGAUCUUGAUAAAGACUAUGAUGCCACCUACGAUUAUGACUACAACCUCAACUAUGACCCCUGGGAUGAUACCGAUACAGACACCGAUACAUCUUUUGGUAAGACUUCUCAACUUGGCACAGUUAGAGUGUUUUCCUCAUCGGUGGAUGGAGAUCCUCAUUUUGUGCUGCAGCUGCCUAAGCUCCACGAGAGCCUGUGCUUCACUGUGGACGGUCGAGCCAAAGACGUGCUCAGGCUGUUAGAGGACCCAGACAAAGGUAUCAUUGUGGAUGGUCACCUGGUUGGAGCUCCCUCAAAACCUGGAGCAGAGGAUCGCUCCAGGACCUACUUCGACCGCCUCGUCAUCGCCAUGUCAACAGGCGGGUCAGCUGACAUCCUCAUCAGUGUCUCAUUGGACAGUGUGGUGCUAGAGGGCGAGGGGCGGGACAAGCUGCCUGUCAAUCAGCAGGGCUCCAUCAGGCGACAGGAAGUGACCGUUACUGUGGACAACCAUCACAGCUGCUGGAUCGAGCUGAGCCGAAAUGUGUGCUUCUUGGUUCUGUUUCAUUAUUACAAACACCCCAGCUACCUGCAGAUGGCACACUUGGGCUUCUACAUCACUAACGGACAAGGGCUCUCCCACAACACGCAAGGCCUUCUGGGACAAUUCCAGCACACAGACAUGACUGUCACCAGACUGAAGAACCACCAGGAGGCAAAUGCUAACGCUAACCGCUCCAGUCCCAAAGAGCCCACUGUGUCCAGGGGCAUUCUGCGAUGGGGGCAGCAGCACAUGAGGGUCACUCUACAGGACAAAACUUUCAAAGACUCAGUCCAAAGACGACAUUCGGGGAAGUGCUGGGUGGUCCCGAAGGCCGAGGUGGAGAGACUGUUAGGGCAUCCGUACGAGAGCUAUGUGGUGGAUCACGUCUAGGCUAAAUACAUCAUCAGAUGUUACAAAGGACUACUGGACAUUACAGGGUUAAUGGACAAAUGAACAAUGUGAAGGCAAUGACUCCAGGGGGCGCUAACAUGUACGAGAGGCGAUAGAGACUUAAAGGUACCGUAUGUGUGUUUCCCAGUUGCCAGGAUCCUCAGCUUCUGAACCACUUCGGACAGAUACAUGUCAUCAGAGCUCCGCCAAGUGGUGUUCCAGUUCCCCCAAAGCCCUCAUGUCCUCCGCGCUCAACUUUUCUGUUUGGCUCUUUUAUCAAGGAUGCACGGGUGGGUCCUUGGUUGCCUCGGAGCACUUGAAAUUCCCCACAAUGCACCUGCAAUUUCAUUUUUUCAAACUUUAUUUAAGCAGUAAAAUGCAUUUUAAUAAAAUAAACCUGAUUAUACAAUAAAAAAGAAAUCAAUAUUUUGCUAUUUUAGCCACAUUCCUGCAAAUAACACUAUUAUAAGAUUGAAUGAAUUGAAAUCAGGACAAAUGCAGCUAAAUCUCUUAAAGAAGGGGUUAGGAAUACAAUUAGCCAAAAAUCCCAAAAUGCCUCUGUACUUAUUUCUGUAGGCUAAUUAUCAGCCUAAACAACUCAAAAACAGAUGAUUCACUCAGCCUUUAUUAUUCAAGUUUUAAUGCCUUUAUGUUUGUAGAAGCAUUGAUGUUUAUUAAAAGUUUUAUCGCCUUUGAUUUGGUCAUGUGAUACGGCUCCAGAGCCUGCUCCAGGGGCGCUCACAGGGGCGCUCCCAGGAGUGGUGACACGGCUCUGCUUCAGAGGAGCCAACUUUGGAAGUGUGGUACAAAGUGGUCUUUGGUGGAAGGAUCCUGGGAAUUGAGAAACACCCUAUGUUUCUGGAGGUGGCAUGUCACUUGCAUGAUUAUGGAACCAGACAGUUAAAACCAUACUUCUCCAUUGAGAUAGAUACAUUUUAUGCCACAUUGCGGAAAAAUUAUAGCCAAAAGACCAACAUUUGAACAACCUGGAGACAUGCAGUAAGAGUCAAGCUUGUGGAGAUGCAAGCCCGCUCACAUUAAGGACACGUGUUUUUCAGUGCAACAAAAACAUGCUUUUAUUUUUGUCUAGUUUUUGGCUAAAAAGUGUCUCAAGUACAUGUGAUGUAUUGGUUUGGUGACAAGGAUAAGGGUGUAAAAAUAUCCAAAUGGUACAAUAUUACCAAAAUAAUCGCUGCAGCUUCAUGUUAAUAUGGUAUGUUGCUAAAAUGUUGUUUAUUUUACAGGGACUAUGUUCAGCUGCAUGAAGAGAUGCUUUGUACCAGACUAUAGCUUUCAGAGCUCAUUUCCAUCUGUCCCUGAGACAUACAAAACACAGAAUACACAAACGGCACAAAAGUACAAUUCAUGAUAAAAAAAACAUAUAAAGACGAGCUCUAUCUUUCUCACUCUGCUCCCUCUAUGGCCUUAAUCGGAUACAGUUUAGUUCAGUAAAAUGAUUUUUUCCUUCAUUUGAAAAUAUCAGUUUCCAAAAACAAAUUAUUUUAAACCAACUGUAAACAAAUAAAAAUGUUUAAUUUGGCUGCUCCCUCUUUCAUUGGCACAGUGAAGCAACUGUUUGGUGAUUUGGUUUAAUACUCACAGCAUCAUGUCAUGCAGAAACGUGAAUGAAACCAAAUACAACUUUUUAUGAUUAAAAGCUAAAAAAGGGACCACGGCAUAAUUCAAAAUGUGACCCAUAUUGCCAAAGUCGUUCUUGAUAAAUAAAAUGCACUUAUGUAAAAAUGAGAGGAAAGACAAUUUGUGCUUAAUGCUGUGAGGAUAUGAAAGAGGUCAUUGUAGAUUUCAAAUGAACCGAACUGCGUCCUGUAUUUCACCAACACUGCAUCUUUCUGUUCACACGGCAACCAGGAAAUCUCCAUUUGAGAUGCUGUUUGGGCUCCUCAUGCAAGACAUUUACUCGUAUUUACCAUGAGAUUCAUAAUUAGAGCUUUAUUUUGUUUAAUAUGUACAUUCUGUUUUAAGUUGUGUAUUUUAUCAAGUUUGUUAAGUAGGUAUGUGAAAUCUUAGUUACAAAUAUUUGAUGAAGAGUUUAAAGAAUUAACAUGAAUAAAAUAAUUGUCAAAUCAUUAAUUUACACUGUCAUAGCAUCAUAUUAUGUUUUCUUCGAUUGCUGCGGAUUUACUCAUUUGUUUAUUUUAUAUAUGAAUUUGUCUAAAGAUAAGGAUUUGCUUUGUUGACAUCUGUAAUAAUGGUUAAAUGUAAAAUAGA